GGGUGCGGUUAAUACACCGUUACUUACGAUCUCUGUCCCUAGUAAGCGAUCAGUGGAAUUAACUUCAACUCUUCUUGAUUCAACUGAUGGAUCAGUGAUCAUGGCAGGUCUUGGUGCUCGGGAUAGUCUUAGGUUAGAAGCCGGGCUAUGUCUCUAUGGAAAUGACAUUGAUGAUGAUACAACUCCUGUAGAAGCCACUCUCGUGUGGACUAUAGGUAAGAGGAGACGGCAAUUAGGUGACUUUCCAGCAGCAAAUCAUAUCCUACAACAAAUAAAAGAAAAGCCAAGCAGGAAAAGAAUUGGAAUAGUGUCAUCUGGACCGCCAAUUCGAGGAGGGGAAAUCUACAGUGAAUCUGGCGAGUGUAUAGGUCAUGUGACCAGCGGGUGCCCAUCUCCAUCCUUGAAGGCCAAUAUUGUCAUGGGAUAUGUGUCAGCAGCCCAUGCCAAGAAUGGAACAAAGGUACAGUUCCAAGUGCGUAAGAAGACUGUUGAUGGGGUGGUUACUAAGAUGCCAUUUGUGCCUACCAAUUACUACAUUGUAAAAUGAGGGAAAUUCAUACUGGAGACUCUUUCGCUGCCAUGGUACCAAGCCACACUUCUAUUUAAGUAUUGCUAGGAUCAAGUAAGUGUUACCUGAAUGGAAUGGACACUUGUGGACAGUUAUGUAUCAAUUAAUCCUGCAUUAUGGAGAUGGAUAACCUGCAAUGGUUUUGGAUGUUAACCUACUGUACAGUUAUUAGAUCUUGUGCAUGUUUUUUCUUUGAGAGAACUGUUAAACAGAUAGAUACAAUCAUAUGUUUUCAAAUAUUUUACUCUACUUCUUCUAUGGUAAUUUUUCAGAUACCUUGUGGACAUGGUAGAAUUGGGUGCUGUUAAGUUCCAGGUAGAGGUUUUAUUUCUGUUUGUCUGAGACUGCAAUUAGGAGAAGAAUAUCAUUCAUUCUGAUUUGGUAGAGAGAAUGAAAUGUUAAAAAUCUAUUAAAAAAAAAAAAUGAAGAUCCAUAUAUUGCAGAUAAGUUUGACAAUUAUGUUGGAAUUAAUUCAAUAAAAUUUGCAUACUUUUUCCUAACAAUUAAGAUAACUGAUUAUUCACUCAACUCUGUAGCCAUUGAACCUAUUCAAACACCAUGUUCCAACAAAGACCUUACAUUUAUUAUUAAGUUAUAUUCCUUGACAAAAGUAUCUAACAGAUGAUGAAGAAGAAGUUAAUGUAUAUCAGCAAAAAGAAAUAUCUUUGUAUGUUUUAAUGGGAACAGGUUUUGUGAAGUAUCGCUUUGUAUGUUUAUUUCUAGGGGAUAAAAAUGACUGCUUUGAGCUGCCUGUGCCCAUAUUAGGUGAUGUCGGAGACAUUGUGCUUUUGAGUGCUCUGUCUGUCCCAUUUUUGUUCUUGUGAUAUGUCAAGUCAAGAAAUGUCAUUCGUGUGCACAAUAAUUCAGAGUGACAAUGAUGUGAUUAGGGUUUAGGUAAUAGAGGUUGAAAUUAUCACAUAGUCUUUUGUAUACCUUAAAGCGGCAUACCAUUGACAAAUCAUGGGGAAAUCAAGGCCUAUCUCAGAACAGAGAAGGGAAUCAAGUCUUUCACUUGGCUUACUUUCACUACAAGGAUAGUCUAUUCCAAGUGCCAUGAUUUAUUGCCCUGUUUCAAAUUUUGCUCGAUGAGAAAACAGCUUAUGAUAUGGAAGAGCAAUUACAAGGCCUUCUUCCAGACUGCCUGGGGUUGUUAUUAAUAGAUGCUGGCAUGUCUGGGAGGUCUAAUGGGAGAGUGAUAGGUAGGGGAAUGCGGGGUAAGUUGUGACACUUUUUGUAUUUUGUAUGUUAGAAUUGAUAUGACUAAUAAUGUUGUAGACAUAAGUACCUUGCCUUUAUACCCCCAUCUCACUAGAUGGCGAUUCCACUGCGAUCGUUAAAAUCGACAAAGCGUGGUAUAACAUAGCUUGAUCGUGCCUUGAUCUUUUCAAUCUUCUCCGUCGUACCUUGAUCUUUUCUGAAGCGGCAAGGAUCGCCACCAUCUUCCUGGUCGCCACAAAAUUUUGAACAUGUUCAAAACUUACGUAGCGAGAUCGCGGAGGUGCUAAAGCGCAUCACAAUCGAGUCGUGAGCGUAUUACAAACGACAAAUUCGUAGCUGUAACGGAGCCCCAACGCAUAAAGCGUAGUAUAAGCGCAUUACGGCACCGAUCGCCCGUGGUUUUCAGGCCCGUUCCCAAGACAAUUCUGCUACGCUGCUUCCGUUUACAAGGCGACUGCCUUGCGCUCGACACGCUUCACACAGCUUCCACCACGACGCUUCCUUCUUUGGGUGGCAUGUGGCACACGUUCUCAGCCCGCUACAGGCGUUCGCGUUGCGCUUUUGCUGCGCCGCUGAUGACUGGGCAGCGAUUGCGCAACAACCGUCUGCGCUGCUAUAAAACACCGUGCCGAUGGUGGUGGAUUAUCAUAUUUGCAACAGAUUACGAGGCGAUACCACGGCGUUUUCAAACAUACCUCCCAGAAAAAGGACCAGAAAAGGGAAAGCUGCCCAAGCUACCCCUCUUAGGCCGGCGGUCGAAGAGGAAGAUCAAGGGGUUAUGGUGGUGGUAGAGGAGGAGGAGGUAGAGGAGGAAGAGGAGGGGGUACAGGAGGAGGAUGAAAAUCUUACUGCUGAGCCAGCUGGAAAGAGAAAAAAGACGCUCACAUGUCUUGAUGACGAAAUGGGUUACCUCUGCAAAAACAAAUAAAUUGAUUAUGUUUUGAAAAUAAAUUGAAUUCUAACCACAGUGACAGUAGACAACAUCAAAUUUUGUUAAUGAUUCGAUCACUAAUGUAUUGAUUGGGAAAGGCAAUCUUUAGGGAGAUUCUGGCAUUGUGCGCCCCCCUCCCCCUCCCUUUUUAUGAGUGCUCUCACAUCAGUAGACUACUUCUUGUCAGCAAAUUUGAAAGGAAUUUACCAAAUAUUUUUGAGUGACAAACUUUGUGGAAAAAAAUAAACAGAAUAUCAAAGAUUUGUAUGCUCUUUUAUGAAAUUCUGGAUGCAUCCCUCAUAUUAACUAUUAGGCUCAUCGACAGCUUUUGAAUGAAAUUUUUAAAAUAUUGUAUAUUAUGACUUAGGUGACAGCCAGGAUCGGACCCUGUAUCUUUUUGGCCUCCUCCUUCUCCUGUCCUCGCAUUCAACUUUCAACUGAUGUUCUUUUAGAAUGCCAAGAUGUAUAAGUCCAACCAAAUUCUGGACAUCCAAGUUGGUCGGAGGUUUGCAAUCGACUGAAAAAUGUGUCAUGUGCCGCGAUUAGUAUGCCGAUUGCUUGAAAUCGUUUCAAGAGCCCAUCAUGAACGUAACAUAAUCGCUUCAUUCGUAGCACCACCGUACCGAGGUCCUUAUUAGCGUAUGAGCCUCAUUGUACGAUCGCUUUGAUCGCAGAAGCAGCGCAUCACAUCUGCUUGAAUCGUCGCAAGAAAGUGGCAUCGUCGUACUUUCAGCGUAUUACCAUCGCCUUCAGCGCAGGUCGGUCGCAUAGAAGUCGCAAUGCAAUCGUCUAGCAGGCUAAAAAUAGAAUUCGAGGAAGAUUCUGCUACGAUUUGCGGGAUUUACAUAGAUCGCCAUGGUCGCCACAAUCGCCUUCCUAGUGAGAUGGGGGUAUUAAAUUAGAUUUGAAAUAUUUUUCACCUAUAUAUAACUUUCUACCCCCACACUGAAAUUUAUUGUGACCUUUGAAAAAAACAAUGUCAAAUGGCUCAACUUACCCCAUAUGUGGGGUAAGUUGUGCCACCUUCUGAGGUAAGUUGAGCCACAAAAACUAUGUACAAAAUGUAUGCAGGAAGAAGCAGCAUGUCAGUUUUUUAUUUCAAGACUUUUCACUUGCUAAUUCUCUAUAAAUACUAACAUCAUCUAAAAGUAAAAGAACUGUCAUGUGAAUUUACACCUUUCUGCCUGCAUAUCAAUGGCUUUUCAAUUUUUUUUUUAUUUUUUAAAAAUUCUUAUCACCAUAAAAAUUACCAAGGCUCAACUUGCCCCAUGGUUGCUGGCUCAAAGUACCCCAGUCCGAACUUAAUGCGAUAUUUUCACAUCCACACAUUUAAUAUGCAUCCAUCAUUUAAAAGACUAUGACAAGAAUGAAGAUCCAUACCUGGACUAACAAUAUUGUUCUUAUUUCUUUAUUUUAUUUAAAGACGUGUGUGGGUAAAAAGCACUCCUUUGUUUCACACCCUUUUUUACUAUUUUUCCGGAAAUUUGUAUUUUUCUGUCUAAAAAAGUAUUUUUUGUUUCAAAGUCGAAAACAAUGUGGUUGGGUAAAGGGUUAUAUAAUGGGUCAUCAAUACAUGACACCACCACAAUGUCCGACUCAUUCAUUAUUGACCUGGGGGUGGUGGCUCAACUUGCCCCUAUGCUCAACUUACCCCGCCUUCCCCGACAUGUAGUAGACUCGCCAACCAGAAGUGAACUGCAUGUUUUUGUGUUGAAACAUGUGACUUCACAGAGGAUAUUUGUUUUGGUUUAGCAAUCAAGAGACCUGCUAUUAGGGUCUAGGAAUUGGGAUUGUUGGAAACCGCAACAACCCGAAGUAAAUAACGAUCAAAUUUAUAAUUAAAUAAUGGCCAAAUUUGUGCUGUCUAAACUUUUAUUGCAUUAGUCCGACGGGCUCUCAUGACAGACGUAUUAUAUUAUGCAAGUCAACUGGCCUUUUACAAAUUUCGUACUGAUUCAAUUUCCCCAUGAUUUGUCAAUGGUAGGCCUUUUAACCCUUAUUAAACUUGGGGGGGGGGGGGUCAAUUUGACCCCAUCGACAAAUUUCGUCACUACGCCGUAGCGCAAAACCUUUUGACAGCAUCGCUCGCUGACUUUUUACUUUCAAGUCUUUUACAUCUUUUGAGACCAAAUUUGCGAUGCCGGGAUACAUGGUUCCGAAAUUAUGCAACAUUUUGUAAGUGCAUGUCAGACCCCAAAAUGCUCAAUAACGUGAUUCCGUGUACAAAGUCAAUGCAAAUUGUGUUUUUCAACCAAAAAUUAUAAAUGUAUGAUUAUUUGUACUUUGUUGAUUUGAAUGGUUUUAUUUUAUGCUAUUUAUGAUCACAAAACGGUCCCUGACAAAGUUAAUUGGAAAAAAUAAUAAAAAACAAAGGUUAAAAAAAAUAAGAAAUACAUAAGAAUAAAAAAAACCAAUGAAAUACAUAAGAAAUUAAUUAUAUUUUGCAAUUUUUUAUAGAUAUUUGUUAGAAAUGUAAAAAUUGAUACUCUCGCCCAAAAUUAGCCUUCUACCAGCUAUAUAAAUUGGGUUAAAGGCAAAAACAUAAAAAAAAACAAAUUUAGGGCAAAUUUCAUACACUUAAAUGUAUUUGCAUAAUUACUUAAUAAAAACUAUAAACAAUUGAUUUUUG
Messenger RNA from Lytechinus pictus (painted urchin), 5346 nucleotides. Its product is annotated as aminomethyltransferase, mitochondrial-like. The record is from RefSeq and is a predicted model, not a curated record. Lineage: Eukaryota; Metazoa; Echinodermata; Echinoidea; Temnopleuroida; Toxopneustidae. The transcript is spliced from 4 exons. Gene Ontology annotation, cellular component: mitochondrion. The coding region runs from base 101 to 547 and encodes 148 amino acids.